AUGAAUGAAGAUGAGAGGAACAAGAAUAGGAUGAGCAAUAAGGUUGUUAACUAUGUUGGCUUUAUAGAUGCACCGUUGAAUGCUAAGGAUUUGUAUCCUUAUAAUUCAAAGGUUGGAGGUUCACCUGUUUGGAUGGCACAACCUCCUGCAAAGUACUCGCAUAUCAAGUGUACAGAAUGCUCAGGAGACAUGGCAUUCUUAAUGCAACUAUACGCACCACUGGAUCAUCUGCCACAGUUUGAGAGGAGCUACUACCUCUUUGUUUGUCACAAGUGCAAUGCUACAAGACAGGGUUGGAAACUGAUCAAGUCAAUGGAGAGACCAAGACAAGGGUAUAAUGAAUACGAAGAAGAGGAAGAGGAAUAUGAUGAGGAUGAAGAAGAAGAGGAAGAAGUCCAGGAGAAAGUUGUACAGAAUGACACAAAGAAUGAGAAUGGCGAUGAUGAUGAUGACUGGGGAGUAGAAGAUGGAGAUGACUGGGGAUUAUCAGGAAAGACAGACAACAAUAAUAACAACAACAACAUAGAUGAACUGUUAAUGAAGAGAGAUAAGAUGCUGAAAGAAGAACAGGCAAAGAAGAAAGAGCAGAAGAAUAACAAACAAUCAACAUCAACAUCAUCGACCUCGACCACCAACACAUCAUCAACAGAGACUUCACCAUUAGAAGGAUUCGUUACACCUUCAGACCCAAGUAAUCAAUACAAGGAAUGUUAUGUAACGAUUGAGGAAGAGGUGAUCAAACAACAAAAGAUGCAUGGAGGUGGAAAGGGAGGUAAACAUGGAUAUGUGGACGACCAUAGUGAAAUGGAGGAAUGGUCUGGAGAGUCAUACGAGUAUGUGAAGGAUCGCGCAUUUAGCAAGUUCAUCAAGAGGAUCAAUCACUAUCCAGAACAAGUGAUACGUUAUGGAUUUGGUGGCGAGCCACUCUGCAUGUCACAGGCUGGCAACCAAAUGUUUGACGUCAAGACGGCAUACGCCUGCAAGCGAUGUGGAAAGAACAAGGUGUUUGAGUUCCAGGUCGUAUCGACGAUCAUCACACAGAUCAGCCACAACAAGGAUGUGUCAUCACUGGACUUCUCCAACCUGUUCGCGCUGACCUGUCCCAAUCACUGCUACGAUGUUGGCAGCGAUGUCCACAACGACGUCAUCUACGUCGAAGAGUUGUUGCUUGUUGAGAAAUCCAUUUAA
Acytostelium subglobosum LB1 is the source of this 1188-nucleotide messenger RNA. RefSeq lists its product as hypothetical. NCBI's taxonomy places the organism in Eukaryota, Evosea, Eumycetozoa, Acytosteliales, Acytosteliaceae. Bases 1 to 1188 code for a protein of 395 amino acids. Gene Ontology annotation, cellular component: cytoplasm. The record is from RefSeq and is a predicted model, not a curated record. The transcript is spliced from 4 exons.